Messenger RNA from Entrophospora sp. SA101, 744 nucleotides. NCBI's taxonomy places the organism in Eukaryota, Fungi, Glomeromycota, Glomeromycetes, Entrophosporales, Entrophosporaceae. The record is from the annotation of a GenBank genome assembly.
AUGCACAUGUUGAGCGUAUUAGUGAAUGAAAACACAAAUUUGUUAAUUGAAAAUUUGGUACCCCUGAUAUUAAAGAAUUCUAAUAUCGAGGAAAUCUAUCUAAGUGAUUUGACAAUCCCUUAUCUACCAAAUGAUUUUCACAACAAUGAAGGACUCUACUUUGAAAAUAUUAAAAUAUUGCAUUACGAUAAUGCAUAUUCUCCCAAGUUAUUGAAAAAGCUUGUUGGAACUGUUAAUAAAAUUGAAAAAUUAAGUGUUGAAAUAAAAAAACCUGACGAGGCUGGUGAUGGAUUAGGUGAACUGAUAAAUCAGCAAUCUAAAUUAAGAAUAAUGCAACUUCUUGUAGAAAAAGAUUGCUCUUUAUUUGCAAAAACCUUGGAGGCAUUAUCGGGUAAAUCUGGCUCAUUAAUAGAAUUCAGAGGCUAUAUUCACACUAUGAAUGAAAUGUUGGAAAAAGGAGCAGAAUUCAAAAACAUGAAAAGAUUGGACCUAUUUAAUCAUUAUGAUGAUGAGAAUAAUUCAAUGGGUUAUUUCAAGCAUGCUGAAUUUCCAUCACUUGAAGAAUUUCAUUUUCAGUUUAAUGCUAAAGGUGAUAUGGAUGACCUUAUUCAGUUUAUUAUCCGAAAUGGGUCAAAUCUAAAAGUUAUUGUCAUUGAAGGCAAUCCUGACGAAAUUUUACUUAAACUUUUUAUCAAAGAAACCAAAAAAACUUGCAGAAAUUUAAAAAGCUUAUCACAAGAAUAA